UCCUCUUCUUCUGGCUCAUAGCUCUUCUGUGUGUUGCUCCAGUUAUUUUGCGUUCGUUGCAGUUUGGCUAGGCCUGAAUUGGUUGUUUUAAGCUGUUACUUUGACCCUUUUGGCCUGCAGGUUUUUUGUUUUUUUUAUUGGAUAGGUGUGAGUGUUACUUUCAUUUUACACAUUUUUUUUCCUUCUUCUGCUUUCAGAGGCUGUUUGGCACGUGCCCCGCCCCCCUCCAAAUCCAUUUUCCCCAUCCGUUUGGAGAAAUUCUGUUGCUUAAACAAUACAAAGGCUUUUUUUGAACAAUGACUUCAUACAACGUUUCACUCGCUGGACCUUCGCCUUGGGGCUUCCGGUUGCAAGGAGGCAAGGACUUCAACAUGCCCCUCACCGUUUCCAGGAUUACACCAGGGAGCAAGGCAGCCUCCAGCAACCUGAUCCAGGGUGACAUCAUCGUGGCCAUUGAUGGGGUCAGCACAGAGGGGAUGACACAUCUCGAGGCCCAAAACAAGAUCAAGUCUGCCAACUUCAAUCUGGCCCUCACUAUGCAAAGGUCAAAGAGACCCACUCCAGUUCCCAUGACAACACCAAGGAUUGAUUCCCCUAUGCCUGUGAUCCCCCAUCAGAAGGUUAUUACCAACACUGCUGCCAACAAUGAGUACGUGCCCAGCUUCAACCCAAUAGCUCUGAAGGACACUGCACUCUCCACCAACAAGCCCAUUGAGGUGAAGGGGCCUGGAGGCAAGGCCACCAUCAUCCAUGCGCAGUACAACACCCCCAUCAGCAUGUACUCCCAGGAUGCUAUAAUGGAUGCCAUCGCUGGCCAGUCCCAGGCCAGGGGUAGCGAGAUGUCUGGUAAUCUGCCAGUUAAAGACCGUGUUAUAGACAGUGCUUCCCCAGUGUAUCAGGCCGUCAUCCCCAGUGAAACCAAUGAACUGGGGCCGGCUGAUUGGGCCAAAAGAGCCGCCCAGCUGCAGUCUAAGUCCUUCCGUGUCCUCGCCCACAUUACUGGAACUGAAUACAUGCAAGACCCUGAUGAGGAAGCUCUGAGAAAAUCAAGGGAAAGGUUUGAAUCUGAAGCCAAAGGCCCUCGUUUUGCUAAACUGAGAAACUGGCACCAUGGGCUGUCGGCACAAAUUCUUAAUAUGAGUGGUGGCUGCAGGGACGAGCUCUGUGUCUGGAGGAUGAGCGAAGGCGCAUCAGAACAUCAAGCGGUUGAGCAAGAUGGAAGUCAAUGUCUUACUCCUGCUGAGCAUGCUCCAGUUUCCACCAGCAUUGCACCUGUCUGUCCGCCUGCUAUCGCUGCUUCACCCAAUGAGCUCCUUUCGGAGCCGCAGAUAGCCAGUCAGGCACCAGAGCCUGGUGCGGAACAGAAUCCUGAGCAAACCAUGGUAGCCAGCUUCAACUUGCAGACCUCUAUGGGUUACACUUCCCAAUACAAAACCUCCAUCUCCAGUUCUUACUCCCAGCCUCCACCUAUGCAGCAGCCACCACUGCCACCACCCAUGCAACACAGCUCCAUCCAGAUCCCUGUAGGUCCUCCUCCACCUAAAGUGGUCAGCACUGCCACCAUUGUGCCUACAGCCUACCCAUCUGCUCCAGCACCAGCUCCUCCAAUGGUUCACAAACCUGCUCCACCUGCGCCUGCGCCUGCCGUAGCUCCAGCGUCUUCUUCCAACAGGCCUCCUUGGAUUACUGAUGAGAACUUUGCCCAGAAAUUUGACCCUUGCAAACCCACCACCACCACAAACAUCAAAAUACAGCCUCUUCCCCAGGCAGCCCCACCACCACCAGCCUACAUCCCCAACCCCGUCCCUGCUCCCGUUCCUGCUGCACCCAGCCCUGCAUUCAACCCUGCCCCAAUGCCAUUCAAUCCAGCCCCCUUCCCACCUGUGGCUCGUGGAGUUGCUCAAAGGGCAGAGCGGUUUGCAGCCAGCAACAGAACACCUCUGUGUGGAGCCUGCAACAGCAUCAUCAGGGGACCAUUCCUAGUGGCACUGGGUCGUUCCUGGCAUCCAGAGGAGUUCAACUGCCAUUACUGCCACACGUCUCUGGCUGAUGUCAGCUUUGUGGAGGAGCAGAAUAAUGUUUACUGUGAAAACUGUUAUGGCGAGUUCUUUGCACCCACCUGUGCCCGCUGCAACACCAAGAUCAUGGGAGAAGUGAUGCACGCGCUCCGGCAGACCUGGCACACCACUUGCUUUGUGUGUGCGGCUUGUGGAAAGCCCUUUGGAAACAGCCUCUUCCAUAUGGAGGAUGGCGAGCCGUAUUGUGAGAAAGAUUAUAUUGCACUCUUCAGCACAAAGUGCCAUGGCUGUGACUUCCCAGUUGAGGCGGGAGACAAAUUUAUUGAAGCUCUUGGCCACACAUGGCAUGAUACCUGCUUUGUUUGUGCGGUGUGCCAUGUGAACCUGGAAGGACAACCUUUCUACUCCAAGAAGGACAAGCCCUUAUGCAAGAAGCAUGCACAUGCUAUCAAUGUGUAGAUGCUUCAAAAGCUGUCAGUGAAGGAACUAAAUGCAAUUAAUACAACAUUUGCAUGUGCGGUUUUAUGGCAAGACAUCAGUGCCAAUCCAAAUGACACAAAAACUGAUAUAAAAGAUAUAUGGUAUAUCAUUUAUUAAACAGCAUAUUAGUAAGACGAUGACUGAAUGAUACAUAAACUAGGCGAUUUGACAUUGUAAGGUCAUUCUAUGUCUUUAUUAUAGACCUAAUACAUUUGCAUACAUGCACUUGUUUGUCUGACACACUAAUUUAAGAGAUAUAACAUUUUCACUUUUUUUUGUUUUUGAUUUGGUGAAUUUAUGCAACAUACACUGCCCUCCAAAAGUUUGGAAACGCCCUAGAAAAGUGGCAUUUUAAUUUGUGAUAAUUUUGUACUGAUAAGGGACAACACAAACUACGAAAACAUAUUUUAUUACAUAAACAGUUUAUACAUAGAAAAAACUAUUUUCAAUUCAUCAAAAUGUCAACAUUAGCAGCUAUUACAGCUCUGCAUAAUCUGGGCCUAAAUUCAUUGUAUUCUAAACUUAAUUGGGAAUCAAUUGUUGAAGCUAUUAAGGUGUGCUGACCCAAAAAUCUGAGCCAAGUUUAAACCAGUAACCAGGCAUCACAGCUGGCAAAGGGGCAUGUCUGACUUUGACAUGUAUAUAUUGCCAUUAUUAUGUAAUCAAAAUGAAAAUUAUUAUUGCUGGUGUUCAAUGAUAAUGUCAAGUUACUUUAAUGUAUUUGCACCAAAAAAUGAUAAGGAUUCAUGCUGAUAUCAUCCAAAACCACACUUUACCAGGGGUGUUUUUAAACCUUUGGAGGGCAGUGUACAAUUUUUGUGCUAUUAGUGACUAAAACCUUAAUUUAAAAGAUAUUAAUAUUAUAGACUACAUGGAUGUUAAUGUUCAUUCAUAAACCAGAAACAGCCUGAAAAAGUCUAUGCAUAUUAUUACGCCUUAAAUUUUUAAAGUAAACUUAAAUGUGUUUUUAUUCCAUUACUGUUUGUUUCCUGAGCAACAAUGAGGCCUGUAGAUCCCUGACUUGCAUACCAAUCACAAAAGGAUGUGAAAUAGAUAGACUGGAUGCUGUUGUGCAGUCUGUUCAAUACUGAAUGGGUUUUUUGUGUUACUAAUAUUGUUUAUUUGUGCUUUUAGUGUGUGUGUGAAAGCUAGUGAGCUAUUUCAUACACAUGUGAUGUCAAAAUUAGCAUUAUGUGUCAUAUUUUAAGAAUGUAAGCAGGGCAUCUGAAAAGGUAACAGAAUUUAUUUUAAUUGAUUCAUUGUUGCAUUUACAGUGUAUGCAACGCAUAAUUAGCUGUAAUAAUGUUUUCAAUUGUUCAUGUUUUGCCUUGUCACCUAGUUGAUUUUUGUUCUGUUAUUUAUUGUGUGCAAAACCUCAGUAUUUACAUAAUCUUUGCAAAUGGUGUACUGUUUUGAAUUUGCAUGGAUAAUUUGUUUUCUUUGCCAAGAAGGAGGGAUUCAUAUUUUUAUUUAAUAAAUACUUUAAUUAACAAGACAGAGGCACACACACAGGAUGCAAGUUGUAUUGUUAAUAUGUUUCUUAAAAUUAAUAACAAAUGGUGUACCUGAGACUUUUUUUUUCUCUGGGUAUAUGCUACCUAACUCUGUAACUGUAAGAUUACAGUUAAAUUUUUAGUUUCAUGCUAUUAAAGAACAUCAAGGUCAAAUUCUGAGAUUGCAAUUGUAGACACUCAUGUUUUCUUAUGUGAUAUUGACAUUUUAUGCAUACAGUUCACUUAAAAUAACUUUUAUUUAGACAUACUUUAUGAAUGUGUCCUUGGUUUAUCACUGUUUUCACUGCCAUUUAUUGAAGUUAAUGUAACCUACCACAUCAGCUGAAAUGUGUUUUUAGGCCUACUUCUGAUUUUGGCUUGUUUUUUGUUUUGAAUAUUACUAACACAAUGGUUUGACAUCUCAUAAUUGCCUCUCUUAAAUAUAAUAAACUGUUAGCUACUUUUUUACACAAGAUUAGGCAGUUACUUAGCAGCUCAGAAGUGGGAAUGUUGUAUCUUUUUAGCAUUUUUCAAAAACAGAUGUAUUUGAUGUAAUUUAACGCUGUUGAAUGUACUUUACAAAUAAUGUAUUAUCUCAGUUUGUCAUCUGCUGUGUUCUGGAGUUCACCUGGGAAUUACAGAGACAAAGGAUUGAUCCAUAAUAACAAAUUUGCAGAUCAUUAGUGUUGCUGCAAUAAUACAAUAAAGAACCAUAUACGGUGUUAUGUGACACUCAUAUUUAUGAACGUCAUUCUACAGUCGUCUGUUGAAAAAUGCAAUACAAUAAGUUUCUCUCUUGGUAUUUAUGUAUGAGAGUUAAAACAGAUGCAGCCUGACAGAAUACUGUAAAUGUACUUUUUUUUCCCAGAUGGAAUGAAAAACUAACUCGUAC
Messenger RNA from Labeo rohita (rohu), 4883 nucleotides. It is a transcript of the gene ldb3a, whose product is annotated as LIM domain binding 3a. Gene Ontology annotation, molecular function: muscle alpha-actinin binding; actin binding. The transcript is spliced from 17 exons. Gene Ontology annotation, cellular component: stress fiber; adherens junction; filamentous actin. The record is from RefSeq and is a predicted model, not a curated record. Bases 297 to 2477 code for a protein of 726 amino acids. NCBI's taxonomy places the organism in Eukaryota, Metazoa, Chordata, Actinopteri, Cypriniformes, Cyprinidae. Gene Ontology annotation, biological process: muscle structure development; actin cytoskeleton organization; heart development.